CGCCUGGCGGCAGUUCUGCGCGUCGUCCUGCGGUGCGUUUUGCGGGAGUUGCGGGCGUGCGCUUGCUCGGCCACCUCCAGGGAGAGGACGCGUUUUACGUCGCGGUCGUGAUGCCUCCGACCUGAAAAAAACGACGCCCCAUCAGAGUGGCGCGUCGCGACGAUGUCUUCGCAAGUUGAGUUAACGUCGCUGGCCUGAAAGGGACGAGCCGUCAUCGUCGUUUACAGUUCCCGUUCUUCACUCCCGCCCACUGCUACCGAUGCGCCUUCUUCGCGCCGUGUUCGUGUUGCUCGCCGCUACCGCAUGGAGUGCGCAGUGCCUUCACCUGCGGGGCACCUUCCGCACGGGACAGUUCUUCACGUUCCUCGCGAAGUUCGGCUUCAAGAAGACCGACCGGCAUGACCACGAAAACACGCUCGGCUACAUCUACGGCAACGUCACGGCGACGUCGGCGGCGAAGGGCGACCUCACGCACCGCGGUACGCUUGUGGUCGCCGACAGGGACAACUUUCUCGCCUUCUACGGCAAUCGGACGCAGGGUUACGCUGACGCCAGCUCGUCGUCAGUCUGCGACCUCAUGUUCGCGGCCAUCAACCGGGUCGCCUUCGACAGCAACUGCAACCCGAACGGCACGCAGGACUUUCUCCGAAACGUACCCUGCGCGGCCGGAAAGCUGUGCGAGGAUGAGGACAAGCCAAGUCGCGUAGUAGCCGGUCACCAGUUCACCUACACCGUACGCGAUCUUCAUCAAGCUCGUUUUUGGUACGUCAGCAUGGUCUCGUGCUACCGGGAAGGCAAGGGCAAAGACUGCAAGUGGAAGGACUCGGUCGACGAGGACAUUGAGAUAGCGUACGACAUCUGGCUUGUGAACGGCAACCCGGCUGCGCCCUCUCACAACGUUUUCGAGUACCAGUUCUCCUUUGAGCAGCAGGGCAGCCUGGAGAGGGUUCUCCUCUUCUUCCUCCUCUACCUGGUCCUGGCAGGGCUCCAGGUGUACGCCGUAAUUCGACAGAAGCACCUUGUCACGCGACUCUUCACGGCCGCCCUCACCCUGCAGCUGCUCUCGUUUCUCUGGACAAUCGCACACCUGGCCAUCUUCGCCAUGGACGGCGACGGGGUCCCGUCACUGGGGAUCGUGGGGGACGUCAGCUACAUGCUGUCUCAGUCACUGUUCAUGCUGCUUCUGCUGCUACUUGCCAAAGGCUGGGCCAUCACGCGUACAGAGCUGACGUGGAAGCCAGUACUGUUCUGUAUUUGGUUCGUCUACAGCUGCAUACAGAUCCUGCUCUACGUCUGGAACAUGACGGAAGUGGAUGUAAUCGAAGAGAUCGACGAGUACCAGACGUAUCCGGGCUGGAUCUCCCUCUGCUUCCGGCUCGUGGUGACCGCCUGGUUCCUCACGGAGCUGCGGUCCACCAUGAUGGACGAGAACGACCACAGGAAGCUGCGCUUCUACCUCCACUUCGGAGCGGGGCUCCUCUGCUGGUUCGUCUAUCUGCCCGUCGUAGCGCUCAUCGCCCUCCAGGUGUCGGCCCUCUGGAGGCAGAAGUUCAUACUUGGCAUCAGCUCCUGCGCCGACUUCCUGGCGUACGCCAUCAUCACGCAUCUGCUGUGGCCCACGCGGAGUCAGCAGUACUUCCAACUACAGUCCGAGCUCGGACCCCGGGGACGAGCUCGAGGAGCUCAACGAAGCCCCGCACAACCUCCAGGCCAACUGUCGAAAGCAAACUAAGAGGAGUCACGCAAGCAUCUUCUGUUAGAGAAUCCGAAGCACCCACUGCAGUUCGUAAUGACUCGGCAAGAAGAGACUACAUCUCUCUUUAAGUGCUUCCCGCUUGCCGGCCUCCGCAAAAAGCCUGCCGACGCGUGUUUGACGCUCCUGCUCGACAUUGUUUAUCAUACGUAGCACCCGCACUUGUUGCAUCGAGUACUUAUAUGUACAGGAUUGUCUUCUUAAUUUCGAAGAAACGCGCUUCUUGUUUUUCUGAUGGCGCGGAGUCGUUUCGAAGCGGUCGUCGUGGUGCUGGGGUUCCCGUAGCCCAAGUUAUUCUUCGCGUCGCUCGUAGAUGAACCUCUUGCUCAUGGCAAUGAGAUGCAACGAUAACGUCCUAUACAUAAACCGUUAUUGUCCUGUUAUGCUAACGGACAGCUUGGCCUAGAUAAGGCUACGCCAGGUAGGCCAGAAUCUUGUAGCGUAUUAGACGUCGAAAUGAACGUUUUCAAUGCGCGCUUGUGUGCAACAUUCCCGUGCCACGUGCAAAGCAGACAAAUUACCCUGCUAGGUGGUCCAUAAAACUCUAGAAUGAUACCUGUAUAGACUAGUUUUUAAGCAAUGCCAUUUUACUUUCCACCCAUGCAGCGAUGCCGAAAUUGUCUAGCAAGGAUGAGUGUGUGGUCUAGCAAGGAUGAGUGUGCAGUCUAGCAAGGAUGAGUGUGCAGUCUACCAAGGACGUGCGUAUGGUCUAGCAAGAACGAUUGUACCGUGUCACAAAUCACAAUGUGCCUAUCUCGUUAGGAUUGGGUUACGACCAUUUCACGCAUGAAGCUCUUCACAGUGAGGACUUCCGCACCUGCUUUGAGGCUCGCUUAGCAGAAGAGACAACUGGACUCGUAAUCUCAGCUUGCUCGAAACGUCCUCUCUUUUAAUCUCGGAUGACCCGAAGUUGCGUGGCUUUAAAUUGAACAGUGGACAAUCGUUUGGACUGUGUUUGCAGUGCCGUGUUUUUUCUUGCAAAGACUUGUUUCGGUUGCGUGCGUAUAUGCAAUGCAGUAUUUAGCGCGACUAGUCAGCAACUUGUAUCAAGGAUGAUGACUGUACCACUGUGGCCGAUAUUUCCUGAGAAAGCUGUGAUCUUCCGUUCCUCUUCGCUUUUUCCUUUCGUCUCCUGUUUUAUGUCAGAAUGAUCUGAGGGACGCUGAAGCAAUGUGUACACUUGUUUCAGCACUGGCGGCACACCGCCUUUUUCAUAGGGUGCCAAGUGCGACCACUCUGAGGAAUCCUCUUUUUGAGGGCCCCUCUUUGAGCUAACUAUAUUGCCAUGUCUCAUGCACUGAAUAGCUGUGUUGGAGGCAUGCUUUAUUUUCAUUUUUUUCUCUUUGUGUGUGUUUUCUGCAAUGCCUUAACAUUUCAUUUCCUCGUUUUAGUGCUGUUCACUACUUUCCUAAACCUGCGUUUCCAUUUUAUUGUUUGUUUUAAAGUUCUGACUGAUAAGUGUGUGGCACCAGAGCAUUUAAUUACUUGUUUCUCAAUGAUUCUGGUGUCUUGUAACAAUUUGUUGUUGGUUUUAAAAAAAGAAAUAAACUGAUGGAAGAAUGAGCA
Messenger RNA from Rhipicephalus microplus (southern cattle tick), 3319 nucleotides. RefSeq names its product integral membrane protein GPR180-like. Gene Ontology annotation, biological process: G protein-coupled receptor signaling pathway; response to pheromone. NCBI's taxonomy places the organism in Eukaryota, Metazoa, Arthropoda, Arachnida, Ixodida, Ixodidae. The record is from RefSeq and is a predicted model, not a curated record.